Molecule: messenger RNA, 633 nt
Organism: Lymnaea stagnalis (great pond snail)
Lineage: Eukaryota; Metazoa; Mollusca; Gastropoda; Lymnaeidae
Source: the annotation of a GenBank genome assembly
GCUAAUUUGAUUUUACAAGAAAGACGACUGGGAUCUGCUAGUGCUGAGCUUUCAGCUGCUCAGAAAACACUGGACGAGAAGCAAGCUGAGCUCAACAUUGUGCAGGCUAAAUAUGAUGGAGCAAUGGCAAAGAAAAGAGUAAUCAAUUUAAUACAAUUUUAUUGUCACCAGCGAUGUUAAUUUUUUCAUUUUGUUGUGUGUAAAAUACAUAAUGCACUCAAUGAAAUAUAUUAGGUACUUCAAAAUUAUAUGGCUAAGACUUUAAAAUUUUGUAUUAGAAACAGGCUGUGACUUAAAGUUUUUUUAUUCUGAUGUGUAACAUUAAUUUGAUUAAAAUUAUAAUUCUUUUACAUAAUAGUUAAUUACAGUGUUUGCGUUUUUUUUAAAAAGAAUUUGAGGCAUGUAAGAUUGUAAAAAAAAUUUUUGUGCCCAAUAUUUUCAAAUGCAUAUCAAUUUUAAAAAAAAAUAAAUAUCUGCUCUACGCUGGACACAGGAAAAUUCACCUAAAUAAUAUUUUUUUACCCAUUUGACAUUUGUUUCUAGGCUUUACUGGAAGAUGCCCAGGCUUGUCAGAGGAGAAUGGACACAGCUUCAACUCUGAUAUCUGGAUUAGGUGGAGAACAGAUCAGGUGG